GCUGCGGCCGCGGCCACUGCCCCCCCCGCAGGAAAUGGGCCUUCCCGGGCGGGGACGACGGGCCCGAUCCGGCGCGGGCUGCAGCGCCAUGGCCGGGGCUCCGCGGCUCGUGCUGCUGCUGAGCGGCAAAAGGAAGUCGGGCAAGGACUUCGUGGCGGAGCAGCUGCGGAGCCGGUACCGGCCGGGCGGACGUGGGCACGGGGGAGUGGAGCCGGUACCGGCCCGGCCUGGGGGGAUCUACAGCCCGCACCGCUCUGGGACGGGGCUGGACGUGGCCAUGGGCACAGCCCUGCCCUGCCCUGCCCUGCCCCACCCGUGUCCGCAGGUGGUGAGCGACACGCGGCGCCUGUCGGACGUGGCCUGGUUCCGGGCGGCCUACGGCCCGGCCGUCCGCACCGUGCGGGUGCAGGCGUCGGAGGCGGCGAGGACGAGCAGGGGCUGGGCCUUCGUAGCGGGGGUGGACGACGCGGAGUCCGAGUGCGGCCUGGACCAGGGCCUGGCCUUUGACUGGACCCUGCACAACGACGGCGACGCCGCAGCCCUGGAGCGCCAGUUGGGGGCCGUGCUGGGGGCCGUCCAGGACCAGCUCUAGCGGCGCCGGGCCGGGGCUCUUCCCUGCCGUGAAGCUGGAGCCGCUGAGGCAGGCCCAGGAAGCCCGAGGCUGGGCCGUACAGCAGGGCUGCGGGCCUCCUUGGUGCUGGCUUUGGCCCGUGACGGGUAUCCUGGAGGGAGCUGGUCCCUGC
Messenger RNA from Gavialis gangeticus (Gharial), 743 nucleotides. RefSeq names its product phosphomevalonate kinase (gene PMVK). The transcript has 3 exons. Bases 35 to 592 code for a protein of 185 amino acids. Gene Ontology annotation, cellular component: cytoplasm. Gene Ontology annotation, biological process: cholesterol biosynthetic process; isopentenyl diphosphate biosynthetic process, mevalonate pathway. NCBI's taxonomy places the organism in Eukaryota, Metazoa, Chordata, Crocodylia, Gavialidae. Gene Ontology annotation, molecular function: phosphomevalonate kinase activity. The record is from RefSeq and is a predicted model, not a curated record.